This is a messenger RNA of Theileria equi strain WA, 1310 nucleotides long. Its product is annotated as translocation protein sec62, putative. The transcript has 11 exons. The record is from RefSeq and is a predicted model, not a curated record. Gene Ontology annotation, biological process: post-translational protein targeting to membrane, translocation. Gene Ontology annotation, cellular component: endoplasmic reticulum membrane; endoplasmic reticulum. The coding region runs from base 127 to 1263 and encodes 378 amino acids. Lineage: Eukaryota; Apicomplexa; Aconoidasida; Piroplasmida; Theileriidae.
GGGCCUGCGCACUAAAAUAAAAACUUUGGUUUCCAGAGUAAAUUUUUGAGGUUUCGUCCAACAUUUAUAAACAACUUAAUCUUUGGAUUUCCUCUGGAUCAUGCCGUUUAGCUGCUAGUCGGAACCAUGGGAACAACUAGAGAAGAAAGGAUUCAUAAGGAGUUGACAUCCUUCAUGGAUACCAUCCUAAAUGGUGGAAUCAAGAUCAAAUCGGCCGCUGAGGUCGGAAAAAGGGCAGUUCAAUACACUAGAGCUGAUGAGUUGCUAAAGUGUAUCGUUAAACACAAGGAAACAAUCCACAAAACUUGCCCGAGCUACCUGGACGGUACAACCAUUGAAGAUACCGAAGAUGUUGCAAGAUUUGUCGACGCCCUCAUUGAAAAUGGAUUCAUGUAUCGUGCACAGUACCAUCCGCUGGAAGGAUGUCUGGAAAAAACAGAGACUGGAUCCUACAAGAGACCAACAUGGCCAAAGAGGUUGAUAAAGACACAGAAGCAGCAUUUUGACUCUGUCGGAUUCUACAUUUUGUCCUAUGAAGGCAGUCAGAAGUGGAACUACUUCAUGCUUUGUGCAAUGAUUUUUGGGAUUUUUGCAAUGUGCAUGUUUCAAGCUUGGCCACUCUAUUUGAAGUUGUCAAUGUGGUAUCUUUCUGUGGUUUUGCUCUCCUUUUUGUUGGUGGCAAUCAUACUUCGUUUGAUUCUCUUUUUGGCACUCUGGUUCUGUGGAUUCGAUUUUUGGCUAUUCCCUAAUUUGUUUGACGAGGACCUUGGUGUUGUUGACUCAUUCAAACCUCUAUAUUCGCUAUUGUAUCGUAAUGACAAUUAUGUAAUGAUUGGGUGCCGUAUGCUGUGCUCAAUCCUUGUAGCAGUGUCCGUAAAUGAGCUUAGGAAGACCCACGAUAUUAAGGAUAUCGGAAACUUUGCUAAACAGUCGUUUAUGGACGUCCUGGAAUGGGGACAUCAAAAACUUACAGCACUUCCAGAGGACAAUUCCAUCUACAAGACACUCGGGGUGGACCUGGAUACGGAGUUUACUGAGGAACAGCCCGGAGAAGCAGGAGAAGAGAAUGAAGACGAUGAUUACAGUUGCUUGUUUGCCUGUGGAUUCAAAUCUCUCGAUGAGUUUAUGAAAAAGUGCAUGUCAAACUGUGAAUGCAUGAGUGAUUUAUUGACAAACAGUUGUCUGAACAAGUGUCCAGAGGAAACUAUACAAUCGCUUACUGAAGUCAAGAAUGACGCUUGUAAGAGGUACAAGAGGAAGUAGGCUGUAUUUGCUUUAAAUCUUAAAGACAGAAACUAAAUAAUUGAACC